AGCAGCUCUCUUCUCACCCAGCAGCACAAUCAGACACAGCUCACAAAAUGUGUGAUGCAUUUGUAGGCACCUGGAAACUGGUCUCCAGUGAAAACUUUGAUGAGUACAUGAAAGAAGUGGGAGUGGGCUUCGCCACCCGGAAAGUGGCAGGCAUGGCCAAGCCCAACCUGAUCAUCAGUGUGAACGGGGAUGUCAUCACCAUUAAAUCAGAAAGCACCUUUAAAAAUACCGAGAUUUCCUUCAAACUGGGCCAGGAAUUUGAUGAAAUCACUCCAGAUGACAGGAAAGUCAAGAGCAUCAUCAGCUUAGAAGGGGGUGUGCUGGUCCAGGUGCAGAAGUGGGAUGGAAAAUCAACCACCAUUCGGAGAAAACGAGUGGAUGACAAAGUGGUCGUGGAAUGUGUCAUGAAAGGCAUCACUUCCACCAGAGUUUACGAGCGAGCAUGAGCUACGGGACACGGAGCUGGACUGAAGCUUCCAUCAGAUUCGACAGCAUUCUGUCAGAUGUAUUGUUCAAACAGAUAAUGUCGUUUCGACUAAUGAGCAAGCAACUAAUUUCCCCCCCAAACCGAUUUUGUUCAAUAUGGCAGGGUUGGUUAAAUAAACAUUUUUUAGAUUUA
This is a messenger RNA of Echinops telfairi (small Madagascar hedgehog), 619 nucleotides long. RefSeq names its product fatty acid binding protein 4 (gene FABP4). The record is from RefSeq and is a predicted model, not a curated record. Lineage: Eukaryota; Metazoa; Chordata; Mammalia; Afrosoricida; Tenrecidae. Gene Ontology annotation, biological process: fatty acid transport. The transcript has 4 exons. Gene Ontology annotation, cellular component: cytosol; nucleus. Gene Ontology annotation, molecular function: fatty acid binding. Bases 48 to 446 code for a protein of 132 amino acids.